Entamoeba dispar SAW760 is the source of this 645-nucleotide messenger RNA. Its product is annotated as 60S ribosomal protein L10A-2, putative. The record is from RefSeq and is a predicted model, not a curated record. Gene Ontology annotation, cellular component: large ribosomal subunit. Lineage: Eukaryota; Evosea; Mastigamoebida; Endamoebidae. Gene Ontology annotation, molecular function: RNA binding; structural constituent of ribosome. Bases 1 to 645 code for a protein of 214 amino acids. The transcript has a single exon. Gene Ontology annotation, biological process: translation.
AUGUCCAAAGUCUCAAGCGCUGUUUUACGUCAAGGUGUUGCUACUAUUCUUAAAGAAAAGAAAGACAGAAAAUUUGUUGAAACUGUAGAACUUCAAAUUGCCCUUAAGAAUUACGAUCCAGAUAAAGAUAAACGUUUCGCUGGUUCAGUCAAAUUACCAAAUAUCACUAAAGCUAACUUUAAGGUCUGUGUUCUUGGAGAUGCCCAAGCCUGUGAAGCUGCUCAAAAAGAAAAUAUCCCAUUCAUGGAUGUUGAUGCUCUUAAGGCAUUAAAUAAAGACAAAAAGUUAGUCAAGAAAUUAGCCAGAAAAUACAAUGCAUUCCUUGCAUCAGAUUCUGUUUUGAGACAAUUACAAAAGAUUCUUGGUCCAGGACUUAACAAGGCUGGUAAAUUCCCAACCCUUCUUGGAAAGAAUGAAGAUCUUAAAGUUAAAAUUAAUGAACUUCAAUGCCAAGUUAAAUUCCAAUUAAAGAAAGUCUUGUGCAUGGGUGUUGCUGUUGGAAAUGUUAAAUUAACUGAAGACCAAUUAGUUGCUAACAUUGAAAGAUCAAUCUCAUUCUUAGUUUCACUUCUUAAGAAAGGAUGGCAAAACAUUAAAUGUCUUUACAUUAAGAGUUCUAUGGGUGCACCAAUUAAGAUCUAUUAA